AUGCAAUGUACGGCUAAUGCGGUUAUUGUUACAAUUUCUGAAUUCUUGCUGAAUAGUUUUGUAUUCGAGAGUGGAGGUGCGAGCAAAAAUGGGUUGAUCAUCAAGUAUGAUGUGGUGCUAUGUGUAUCUGCGAUGCACUUCUUGCUUUUGUCAUUGUCAGCAACAAAUGAAGGGAGAGAAACUCAGGCACUCUUAAAAUGGAAAGAAAGCCUUCAAAAUUCAGGCCAUUCUCUCCUUUCUUCAUGGAAUCUUAAUCCUCCUUAUUACACUUCAUUAAAUUCUUCAUUUAACUAUCAAAACAGCAGCAGCAACCCCUGCAGAUGGCAUGGAAUUACCUGUGAUAAGUCAAAUUCUGUUACCCAAAUAAACCUUAAGCGCAGAGGUUUCCAAGGUACUCUUGAAACAUUCUGUUUCUCUUGCUUCCCUAACCUGCAAACCGUUGAACUUAGUCACAACUAUUUCUAUGGAAGCAUACCAUCCCAAAUCAGCAACCUUUCCAAACUACAAUUCCUUUAUUUGAGUAACAAUCAUCUCUCUGGAGCUAUACCAUCUGAGAUAGAUUUGCUGACAAGUCUUCGCCAAUUAUUCCUACAUCAAAACAACUUUAGUGGGUCUAUCCCUCCAACAAUAGGGCAGUUAAGAUCUCUAGAGAAACUUGUAUUGUCAAGUAACAAUGUCACAGGUCACAUUCCUGCCUCUCUAGGAAAUUUAGGCAGACUCCGCCAUUUAAGCCUUGAAGAAAACCUACUUUCUGGAGCCAUCCCCCAGGAUGUAGGAAGACUCACCUCUCUGAUUGUGCUUAAUCUUUAUGAUAACAAUCUCAUCAGUUCAAUCCCUGCUGCUUUAGGAAACCUAAGCAAGUUGGACGUUUUAGACCUUGGUUUCAACAAACUCUCAGGUUGCAUCCCUCAACAAAUCCUACUGUUAAAAUCUGUUACUGAAAUUCGGUUGCCUAACAACAGACUCACUGGGUCUAUUCCUGCUAUCAUAGGAAAAUUAAGCAAUUUAAGAUUACUAUAUCUCUACGGAAAUAAGCUUUCUGGAUAUGUACCCAGGGAAAUAGGAAAUCUGAUCUCUCUGGAGGAACUUGAGGUGUCAUUAAACAUGUUGAUAGGUUCCAUUCCAGCUUCCAUUGGAAAUUUGAGCAACUUAAAGAUUCUACAUCUUUAUUGUAACAGAUUUUCUGGAUUGAUUCCUUAUAGUAUAGGAAAUAUGGGAUCUCUUAACGUUCUUAAUCUGGAUAUCAAUGAUCUUACAGGUCCUAUUCCGGCAUCUAUAGCGAACUUGACAAAGCUCACUACUUUGGGAUUGUCGGAAAAUAAACUAAUAGGCACCGUCCCUCCAGAAAUUAAUAACUUUACGUCUUUAAAAGCAUUUGAAGUUGGUGAGAAUUUUCUCUCUGGUUAUUUGCCCCAAGACUUAUGCCAAGGCGGAGUGCUCGAAUGGCUUUAUGCUGCUAGCAGUAAUUUCACUGGUCCAAUACCAAAAAGCUUGAAAAAUUGCACUAGUUUAAUCAGAGUUCAGCUUCAGAUGAAUCAACUAACAGGAAAUGUAUCCAAAAGCUUUGGCAUAUACCCUAACUUGGAAUAUAUAGAUCUGAGCUACAACAAGUUGUACGGUGAGCUUUCUCAGAAUUGGGGACACUGUCAAAAUCUAACAAGCCUGAAAGUCACCAGCAACCAAAUUUCGGGAAGAAUUCCACCUGCGCUUGGGAAAGCAACUCAAUUGCAUGUGCUUGAACUCUCCUCGAACCAGCUAGCGGGAGAGAUACCAAGUGAAUUGGGAGCACUAACAUCACUUUUCAGGCUUGAACUGAAUGGUAAUAAAUUUUCAGGUAACAUUCCUGAGGAACUUGAAAAGCUACUUGAUCUUAGAGAGCUUAAUCUAGCAGCAAACAAUCUUAGUGGACAGAUUCCCAAUCAAAUAAAACUCUGCUCAAAACUUUAUUAUUUGAAUAUAAGUUGGAAUAAGUUGAAUGGAAUCAUUCCCUCUGAGAUUCGCAGUAUAUACUCGCUUCGAAUUGUUGAUCUGAGUCACAAUUUGCUUGAAGGAGGGUUGCCAUUGGAGCUUGGAUAUUUACGCAAUUUAGAAGUUCUGAACCUUUCUCAUAAUCAACUAUCUGGCUCCAUCCCAUCUACUUUUGAGCUGAUGCUGAGCUUGACAUCAGUGGAUAUAUCCAAUAACCUCCUGGAGGGACCUUUACCGGACAACAAAGCAUUUUACAAUGCUCCAACAGCAGCACUUGCGAAUAAGAGAGGUUUAUGCGGAAAACAUACUGGAAUGGAGGGUUGCCUUUCUGCCACAAAUAACAGAGAACAAGGCAAUAAAAUGUUCAUUUUAAUAAUCAGUUUUGCCUCAUUAAGCUUUGUAUUUGUCAUCUCAGGGAUAUUUGCCGUUCUAUGCAAAAAAGUGAGGAAACCGGAUGAGCCAAUGGAAGUUCAAGGCACAAAUGUGUUUGCAAUAUGGAACUAUGAUGGGAAAUUGGUGUAUGAGAACAUUGUCGAAGCCACAAACGGAUUCAAAUCCAGAUAUUGCAUCGGAGCAGGGAGAUCUGGAAGUGUUUAUAAAGCUGAGCUGCCAAGCAAUCAAAUUGUUGCUGUCAAGAAACUUCACCAACAAAGUGAUGGUGGAACAGAUGGAAAAAGAUUCGAAAGUGAGAUCGCUGCCUUGACAAGGAUACGGCACAGGAACAUUGUGAAGCUUUAUGGGUUUUGUUCCCACAGGACGCACUCCUUUUUGGUGUACGAAUUCUUAGAAGGAGGAAGCCUAAUAAAGGUCCUAAGCAGUGAGAUAACAGCAGUGGAGUUCAAUUGGAGUAAAAGGGUGAAUGCCAUAAAAGGGUUGGCAAAAGCUUUAUCCUAUAUGCAUCAUGGAUGCUUUCCUCCUCUGAUACAUAGAGAUAUAUCGAGCAAUAAUAUUUUGUUCGAUUCAGAUUACGAAGCUCACAUCUCUGACUUUGGAGCAGCAAGGUUUUUAAAGCCUGACUCUUCCAACUGCACUUCAUUUGUGGGAACCUUUGGCUAUGUAGCUCCAGAACUUGCAUAUACAAUGGAAGCAAAUGAGAAGAGUGAUGUUUAUAGCUUUGGAGUGGUAGCACUGGAAAUGCUCAUAGGAAAGCACCCAGGAGAUCUUAUUUCAUCUCUUUCCACAUCAAAUCUAAUUCUACUCAAGAAUUUGUUGGAUCAUCGCCUCCCUCCUCCAAGAAAUCAAGUAGCGGAAGAAGUGAUCUCCAUUGCCAAGCUAGCAUUUUGCUGCCUAAAUAAUAGUCCACAAAAUCGAGUAACGAUGGAACAAGUUUCCCAGAAACUUUUUCUUCAGAGAAAAAUCAAAGCUAUGUCAAAACCAUUCCAGAUGAUAACAUUGGCAGAUCUUUUCUGA
Messenger RNA from Jatropha curcas, 3378 nucleotides. Lineage: Eukaryota; Viridiplantae; Streptophyta; Magnoliopsida; Malpighiales; Euphorbiaceae. The record is from RefSeq and is a predicted model, not a curated record.